AUGUUUAUCCAUAUUUAUCAGUUUCAGGGUCAAAAUGCUGAUACUCUAAAGACCACGCUAAAUCUUUCCAACACAGUAAUGAUACAUUUCAUAUUGCUUUUCAGUCGACAGGGGAAAUUACGGCUGCAGAAAUGGUACACGACUCUCCCUGACAAAGAGAGGAAAAAGAUCACCCGGGAAAUUGUCCAGAUUGUUCUCUCUCGUGGUCAGAGGACAAGCAGUUUUGUUGACUGGAAGGAACUAAAACUUGUUUAUAAAAGGUAUGCUAGUUUAUAUUUUUGCUGCGCAGUCGAAAAUCAGGACAAUGAGCUCUUGACGCUAGAGAUUGUGCAUCGUUACGUGGAGCUGCUGGACAAAUACUUUGGAAACGUCUGCGAGCUGGAUAUUAUCUUUAAUUUCGAAAAGGCUUAUUUUAUCCUCGACGAGUUUAUAAUGGGUGGAGAAAUUCAGGAAACGUCCAAGAAAUCUGCUGUCAAAGCCAUUGAAGAUUCUGAUAUGUUACAGGAGACGAUGGAAGAAUAUAUGAGCAAGCCUACAUUUUAA
Messenger RNA from Puma concolor (puma), 543 nucleotides. NCBI's taxonomy places the organism in Eukaryota, Metazoa, Chordata, Mammalia, Carnivora, Felidae. The record is from RefSeq and is a predicted model, not a curated record.